Molecule: messenger RNA, 222 nt
Organism: Aspergillus melleus
Lineage: Eukaryota; Fungi; Ascomycota; Eurotiomycetes; Eurotiales; Aspergillaceae
Product: putative regulator of nonsense transcripts
Exons: 1
Coding region: 1-222 (73 amino acids)
Source: RefSeq, a predicted model, not a curated record
AUGGCCGCUAUCAAUGAUGAUGUUACGACUGCAGAUCUGGAAGAGACCACUCUCAGUAUGAGCGGAGGUCCCCGCCCGCGCAGACAUGAUGAUGACGACGAAGGGUCUGAUAAUGGCGAUGAUGACGCUGAAAGCACAACCAGUGCCCAGGUCGCAGGGGAUGCGAAGACACCAGGGAAUGUUGAUGAAGAGAAGGAGCUUCCCCCACAUGCAUGCGCGUAA